Messenger RNA from Mesorhabditis belari, 609 nucleotides. Lineage: Eukaryota; Metazoa; Nematoda; Chromadorea; Rhabditida; Rhabditidae. The record is from the annotation of a GenBank genome assembly.
AUGGAUUUACAAAUGUGCACGAAUGAGUUGAUGGGUCUUGCUGAUAUCAGUGAACGGAUGAAGAUAUUGCAAAAAGCGAGGCGGGAUUUCGCUGAAGAAUCGUCAAUUUGGCGCACGAAUAAAGCGUUUUUUGAGGAAUGCGCGAAGACGGUGGAUGAAUUGGAAAAUGAGAGGAAAGAACACGCCGAAGAGUUAAGACAAAUCAAUCAGGAUAUUAAUCUAUUGGAAGAUAUGCUGAAGAAUCUUCAUUCAACAACAAAUAUGAAACGAGAAGAGUUAUCAAGAAAAGCGCGAAUUCUUCGACAUGAGAUGACACUUCUUAAUCGGUAUAUCGAGCUUUGUGGCGAUGAAUCAUUGCAACCGUUGGUCUUCGAUGAGGAUUUUGAUGCCUCCUUGAAGCAAUUACUUCGUCCUUUCCCACUUCCAAUGCCAGUAAUUCCACCCGGAUUUCUCCCCAAAUGGCCUCUUUCCUUCAUUUCCAAUUCUAAAAUGAAGAAUUGUGAGGCUUGUGGUGGACAAAUCCAUCGAAAUGCUCCAACAUGUCCACUUUGCAAGAGUCGCACGGUGAGCCGGAAUCCGAAAAGAAAACGCAAAGAUCAACAGAACUUU